This is a messenger RNA of Solanum lycopersicum (tomato), 1282 nucleotides long. RefSeq lists its product as uncharacterized. The record is from RefSeq and is a predicted model, not a curated record. Lineage: Eukaryota; Viridiplantae; Streptophyta; Magnoliopsida; Solanales; Solanaceae.
GUAAUUUACUUGGAAUUAUGCAAUGCUAGUAAGCGGCGGAGCCAGUAUUUUCACUAGGUUACGAAAUAUGAAUAGUAAGGGGUUCAAAAUUCACUUUUGUUGUCUUAUAAAUAGUUUAAUUUGUUGUCGAAUGGGGUUCGAAUGAAGCCCUUGACCCUACCUGGCUCCGCCCUCCAAAAAAGGUGUUUAGAUUGGGGGUUGUGGUUAUAGGUUGUUAAUUGAGAAAUUGUUAGGUUAAUGGGAGUAGUUAUUAAUGUCUAAAACUAGAGUCUCAUUUAUUUCUUAAUGUUGGAAGUAUCGGGACUCAAGGGCGGAGCUAGGGAUUUGGUAGAAAUUACACGACCAGCUGCCUCCACCUGGAAUGGAUGCCUUGUCGAGACAGACCUCUCAUCAAGUUGAUGUCUAUGCAACAAAGUCUUUCUCAUCAAUUAUGGAUAUCAUAGAUGAUUCUUCAAAGGCAACACAAUGUCAACAACCAUCCAUUGUUCACCGUCGAAAUAUUGACCAGGCAAUGUGUUCAAAGAAUCCUCAUCACUACUAUGGGCUCCAUUAUACUCGACGGAGGUCUUCUAAUAAUGCUGAGGCAUCAACUUCCCGUGGUGGGACCACUUCUUUUUAUGAUGAGCUGAUGUCUGCAAAGUCAGCUAGUAAAUGCAACUCGGAUUCUGGACAUGACACAGAGAGUAAACCUCAAAAACCAGAAAGUGUUGGCGUUGCGCCCAGUUUACUGGCAACAAAUGCAACGUCUUCCAACGUCACCAAGCAGUUUUGCGGAUUAUGUCAGAAGCCUUUGAGAAAGAAACACUAUAUGCUCGAUAGCAACAUACCUUCCUACGAGCCCUCUGUUGUGGCAGUUUUAGUUUGUGGUCAUCUUUACCAUGCUGAUUGUUUGGAGGAAAGAACUCAUCAUGACAAUGCAACAGAUCCUCCCUGCCCGAUCUGUCGUGGCAUCAAUUGAGUAGGUUUGCUUCUCUACCUGAAUGUAGAUAACCUCAGAUGCAGAUUCAGGAUUUGAAAAGCUCCGAGUUGUGUAGACAUAUAUACAUAUGUCUUAAGAUCUCGAUACAAUGUAACUAUCUGUUAUGUUUAUAUAUAGUUCGAGUCAAAGGUGCGCGUUUAAUCUUUUGGAUACCAGAUGUAUUGAGAGGGCAAUGUAGCUUACAAGAUGCAUCAACAAUCAGUAUAAACUUUUCAGUGUUUUCUUUGAAAAUAUUUGUGAUGUAUUAGUCUAACUCUAAUAGAAUUUAUAUAAGUCAUUAGUUUAUGACAAGUUGAUGGAUUA